Molecule: messenger RNA, 2001 nt
Organism: Glycine soja
Lineage: Eukaryota; Viridiplantae; Streptophyta; Magnoliopsida; Fabales; Fabaceae
Product: lycopene epsilon cyclase, chloroplastic-like
Exons: 11
Coding region: 209-1807 (532 amino acids)
Biological process (GO): carotenoid biosynthetic process
Molecular function (GO): oxidoreductase activity, acting on paired donors, with incorporation or reduction of molecular oxygen
Source: RefSeq, a predicted model, not a curated record
AUCCCUCUGCAACAUAAACUCAAACUCAACCGUUCACACACACACUUAGCGUGACACCAAGGACGUCGUCGUUUUAACCCUCGACUUGCCGUAACGUAACUGCAGAACGCAACGACUUGAAUGAAUGCCAUGGUGAGGAAAAAGGAGUGACAAAAAAAGUAUUAUUACUAUAAAAAGCAGUGUCGUAUACUGAAAAAACGACAACGAAAUGGAGUGCGUUGCGGCGAGGAACUUGGCGGCAAUGGCGUUCUGCGUGAGUCCUUUGUCGUCGAGGUUGAGGCUGCGGAGGAAGAAGCUGUGGAGAAGACGAACCGCGUCGUCGUCGUCGUCGUGCGGCGGCCGCGGCGUGCGGUGUCUGAAGGUGGAGGCGAAGGCCGGGAGCGAGAGCUGCGUGGCGACGAAAGAGGACUUCGCCGACGAGGAGGAUUACGUGAAGGCCGGUGGCUCCGAACUCGUUUUCGUCCAAAUGCAACAGAACAAAGCCAUGGAAAUGCAAUCCAAGCUCGCGGAUAAGUUGCCACCUAUAGGAGAUGAUAUACUGGAUCUAGUUGUGAUUGGUUGUGGUCCGGCUGGUCUUGCUCUUGCUGCAGAAUCAGCCAAGUUAGGACUGAAAGUUGGGCUUAUUGGUCCGGAUCUCCCUUUUACAAACAAUUAUGGUGUGUGGGAGGACGAAUUUAAAGAUCUCGGACUUGAAGGUUGCAUUGAGCAUGUUUGGAAGGAUACCAUUGUCUAUCUCGACAAUAAGGACCCCAUUUUUAUUGGUCGUUCCUAUGGACGUGUCAGUCGGCAUCUGCUUCAUGAGGAGUUGUUAAGAAGGUGUGUCGAGUCAGGUGUCUCGUAUCUUAGCUCAAGAGUAGAAAGUGUUAUUGAGACGAGUAAUGGUCAUAGUCAUGUUGUCUGUGAAUAUGACGUUGUAGUGCCCAGCAGGCUUGUUACUGUUGCAUCAGGAGCUGCUUCAGGGAAACUGUUGCAAUAUGAGGUCGGGGGUCCAAAGGUUUCUGUCCAAACAGCUUAUGGUGUGGAAGUUGAGGUGGAAAACAAUCCUUAUGAUCCAAAUCUGAUGGUUUUCAUGGAUUACAGAGACUACAUGAAGCAAAAUGUUCAAUGUCCAGAAGCAAAUUAUCCAACAUUUCUUUAUGCAAUGCCCAUGUCCCGUACAAAAGUGUUCUUUGAGGAAACCUGUUUAGCAUCAAAAGAUGCUAUGCCAUUUGAUUUACUAAAGAAGAAGCUCUUUUCGAGAUUAAAUACAAUGGGGAUCAGAAUUAAGAAAACUUAUGAAGAGGAAUGGUCUUAUAUCCCAGUUGGUGGAUCCCUACCGAACACAGAACAAAAGAACCUUGCAUUUGGUGCAGCUGCCAGCAUGGUGCAUCCAGCUACAGGGUACUCCGUUGUGAGAUCUUUGUCAGAAGCUCCAAAAUAUGCUUCAGUAAUUGCUACUAUUUUGAAAGAUGGUCAUGCCAAGGACAUCAUUACUCAAGAAAGAAGAAAGGAGAAUCUAUCUAUGCAAGCUUGGAAUACACUUUGGCCUCAAGAACGGAAACGGCAGAGAGCAUUCUUUCUUUUUGGAUUAGCCCUAAUUCUGCAGCUGGACAUUGAGGGCAUUCGAACAUUCUUUCGUACUUUCUUCUGCUUACCUGAUUGGAUGUGGCAGGGAUUUCUUGGCUCCUCCCUCUCAUCUACAGAUCUUGUAUUAUUUGCAUUCUACAUGUUCAUAAUAGCACCAAAUAACUUAAGAAUGGGUCUAGUCAGACAUCUACUUUCGGAUCCUACUGGUGCAACUAUGAUAAAGACUUACUUAACGAUAUAGUACGUUUCUAUAACUUAUUUAUUCCCCACCCUAGGUACCCUGUAUUGGGACACGGGUUAGAUUACUAUAGGAGCCUCAAUAGUAGUUCGUAGAUUCUUGUAUAGACAUACAUAUUUUAUUAAAACCAGAGAUAUGUUCUUAUGAUUUUUAUAUCCCAUCUGAUAUUAAAGUGCACUACGUUUAUUUAUAUUUUA